Penicillium odoratum is the source of this 894-nucleotide messenger RNA. RefSeq names its product SDR family oxidoreductase. The transcript has a single exon. The record is from RefSeq and is a predicted model, not a curated record. Bases 1 to 894 code for a protein of 297 amino acids. NCBI's taxonomy places the organism in Eukaryota, Fungi, Ascomycota, Eurotiomycetes, Eurotiales, Aspergillaceae.
AUGCACGUAUUUGUUACGGGCGCCACCGGCUUUGUUGGCCAAGCUGUUGUUCAAGAGCUGCUCGAUGCUGGCCAUACGGUCACCGGACUUGCUCGCUCAGAGGCGUCAGCUUCGGCUUUACAACAGAAAGGUGCCGCGGUAGUUCAUGGCUCUCUUGGAGACAUAGAUUGCUUGAAGAACGCAGCAUUCAAGGCCGACGGUGUCAUUCAUCUUGCUUUUGAUCAUGAUUUUAGCAAAUUUGCAGAAAACGCCAAAGCUGAGCGCACCGCCCUUUUCGCCAUGAUCGACGCCCUCGCGGGUUCCAACAAGCCUUUGGUUUUCACCUCAGGAACCAUGUCUUUGGUCAAGGGAGAGAUGGGCACAGAAAAUAGCACACCAGAGAUCAACACGCCAUUCAGCGCCCGCACUGUUACAGAGCAAGAGGCACUGGAUCUUUCGACUAAGGGUGUGCGUGUAUCUUGCGUUCGUCUGUCAGUCACCACCCAUGGCGAAGGAGAUAAAGGAUUUGUGUGGCAAAUCGCCGACUUUGCACGUGCCAAUGGUCAAUCAGUUUAUGUUGGCAACGGUCUUAACCGAUGGCCUGCUGUUCAUCGCCGCGACGCGGCCAGUUUGUUCCGUUUAGCUCUUGAGAAGGGUGCUGCAGGGAAGAGAUAUCACGCUGUUGCUGAAGAGGGUAUUCCGAUGAAGGAUAUUGCGGAGGCUAUCGGAAAGUCCACGGGUCUUCCGACUGUUUCUCAGGACUUUGAGGCCGCUUCGAAGCAUUUUGCUGGCUUUCUGGUUUACCCUGUCAGUGCCGACAAUCCGGCUUCCAGCAAGAAGACACGCGAGCAGUUGGGAUGGUCACCCUCUGAGCCAUCUCUUCUUGCAGAUAUCGAGGCAGGGGCUUAUAAUUAG